GGCAAAUUUGAAAUCCCGUUGUGUCUCACAGCGUCCGGUUAAUCUGGAGCCACAUGGUAACCUACAGUAAUUUAAAUUUAUUAACAAUGCACGUUUUAUGAGCACUGGCAGUCUCGCGAGGGCAGUCAGCUUUGUUGUUUUAACUCACGUGAUUAGAAGGAGGUGUAAGGCUCACAUGACUGAAAAUUUCCUGAAAAAAAUAGCGACACUCACAGACUUACAUCAGUGGAGAGGAAAAAGGCUGGGUAAAUCGCUUAACAAAACCCGUACUGCUACUAGCGACACGAACUUAAUUCAGAUAUAAGGGAUAAAAUAACGUUUGCUACGUUGCUUGUAACCGACGAUCUUUGAAGAAAAAUAUAUCCUGCACGACCCCAGAGUGACAGUGUGCCUGUCUUUUUCAGCCAGUCCUUCUGUUGAGUGUGUGGGUUAGGUAGCUCUCCUGGAAACAUGUCUCUGAGUCUGAUGCACUCAAAUAAACAACUUCUGUUUGCCGGGGUCGCUCUUCUUAUUUCAAUUCUAGGUUGCCUUACCCCUGUGUUUGCCGUGGCAUUUGAAGUGAAGAAUGGAAACAAUACCUGUAUAAUGGCUGAGCUAUCGGCCAACAUCUCUGUCAAGUACGCAGUGGCCAACAAGCAAAUGAACACAGUCUUGGUUGCCCUUCCUGACAGUGCCACAGUAGAUAACAGCAGUACAUGUGGCAAUGACACAGUAGCCCCCUUGCUGGUGGUCCGCUUUGGAGAUGGCCACUCCCUCAGCCUGAACUUCUCGAAAAACGCCUCCGAUUACCAGGUGGACACCCUCUCGGUCACACUGAACCUGAGUGACAGUGCAGUCUUUGUCAAUUCAAGUACUAAAGCACCAAUGACCGUGUCCUCGUCUUCUACUGGAAUCAAAGCUUCAUUGAACACCACCUACAGAUGUAUGAGCGCGACCCAUGUGACCCUGACCGAUGUUAAUGUCACAUUCAGUAAUAUGAGGGUGGAGGCUUACCUGCCAGCUGCUAACUUCAGCAAAGAAGCCACUGUUUGCAAUGCGGAUAUCAGCACUAGCACCCCAGCUCCAAAAACCACUCCGGUAACCACGGCAACCACCGCCCCCCCAGCACCAACCACGGCCCCGACAAACCCCACUGCAGGAAUAUACAAUGUAACCAAAUCCAACGAGACAUGCCUGCUUGCUAAAAUGGCUCUGCAGCUUAACAUCACCUACCAGAACAAAACUACUGUCUUCAACAUAAAUCCUUUAACGACUGUAGCCGGUGGGGCCUGUGAUACUAAUUCUUCAACACUGAUUCUGAGGGAUGGCAGCACCAAUUUGACUUUCAUGUUCAUGCUUAAUGACACUAAGAAAUUCUACUUGAGUGGAAUUGCUGUUGCCACGUCUGGUGGAUUCAUAGCUGACAAUAAAAAUCUGACCUACCUAAGAGGCACUCUUGGCAGAUCCUACAUGUGCAGCGCUGAACAAACCCUGACUGUCACCUCUGUGUUUUCUAUCAAUGCAUUUCACCUGCAAGUUCAGCCUUUUGGUGUCAGCAGUGGCAAGUUUGGAACAGCGGAGGACUGUCAACUGGAUGAGGACAACAUGCUGAUUCCUAUAAUAGUGGGUGCAGCCCUGGCUGGACUGGUCCUGAUAGUUCUGAUUGCUUAUCUCAUUGGCAGAAAGAGAAGUCAUGCUGGAUAUCAAACCAUCUAAUUCAGCACAAAGAUAAAGUGAUGUUGCCUCGUGUUUAUCUACCACUGUUACGAACAAAUCUUUCGCAAGAAGUGGGUACAAGAUCCCAAAUCAUAAGUGAGCUUAUAAUUGGUUUACUGAUAAUAAUCUGCUUCUUGACAAGUGCUUUCUGCUGUUGCGUAUUUUAAAUCUGCAGUAUUGUCCUUUACUAAAUUAGAUUGUCCUGAAAUUCUUUUUUUUAAAUGUAACUUUUGGACAUUUUUUUUUUUUUUUGUAAGAUCAUUCCAACUUGGCAUUUUAAGGUAACUUUUUUUUUUGUUGUUGAUGUAGGGAUUUUUUUCUCCCCACUUUAGGCACAAGUCUUACUUCCUAUCUGUGGUUUUAUAAAUGACAAUACUGCAUGUGCUUACGAAUUAGUAACCAUUCAAAGUGAAUUCUGACAAUGUUAAUAUUAACUAACUGACAAUGUUAAUAUUAAUUACAAAAAUGUAAUCCAUUGCGAUCCUGCUAAAAAAAAAAAAAAUUGAAAAAAGAUAAACGCACUUACUUUUAAUUUGUAUAUUGAACAGAGGAUAUAAAAUUGGCAAAAGCAUUAAUAGUAGGGUAACAAUGCAAUAUUUAUAUUCAUGCCUUGAACUGCUUGUUACAUAAAAUAUGAUGCUUAUUUGGGGGGAGGGGUCUUUUUGAUGCCCUUGUUAGAUGCUGGCACUGCCUGUGUUAACUUAAUUAGAGAGUACUAAUAAUAAUAAUAGAGAGUUUUUGUUCUAAAAGUAGAAAGUUCUUUUUUCCUGGUUAAGUUAUAUGGGGAAUUCUUUGUUUUGGUGGAUGUGGUGUACAGUAUCAUUUCUCUGAUAUCUGCUGAUCAUCUUGCUGUGGUAAAGAUGUUUGGGGGGGGGGGGGGGGGGGGGGGGAUUUGGCUCUUCUGGUGCAUGCAUUGCCUAUAACAAUGCUAAUAAAGGAGAUUGCUUUUUUUUUUCUUGUAUUCAAAAAAAAAAAAAAAAAUUUGUUUACAAGGAGCCGGGAUGCUCUGGGAGAAAAAAGGGAACCUUUUCUCAAUCUGAUAAAAAUGAUUUAAAAAAAAAAAAAAAAAAAAAAACACAUUUAAUUGAUUUAUUCCUGUCUACCUGUAUUUGUGGUAGCUAAGUACAUAAGGAAUACAUUGUAAAUGCUGACAAAUUCCAUUUCUAUCCAUGCUUUGAGUUUUUACAUAUGUUUUAAGCCACACAACGAUUUGAUUAUUAUAAACUAGGCCUUUAAGUGCUGUUCUACUACUACAGUGUAAAGCAUGUAAAUAAAAAACAGAAUUCUGGGGUCUGUAAGAAAGAAUGAUGACAUAUCUCUACCCUUAUUAACCCAUACAAGUUAUACAACUUGUGUUAUCUGACGAAGUUCAGUACUUUAGAUACAAUGUUGGCACACAAAGAAAAUUGAUAAAUGAUUUGCAUCCUAAUGAAGUAUUUGAUAUACAGUGUGCUAUUGUAUUGUCUCCUACGUGCAGUAGUUUGGUUUGCUGAUGCAGUUUCUCAAUUACUUAUUUUUAUUUUUUUCCCCUUAAUUGUAAAAGGCUGCUUUAUAAUUCUGCCCUCUUCCUGCACUAACCCAUGCUUGGAUGUGUUCCUGUAGUGCAGAUUUUUAUUAUUGGGGAAACAUUUAAACAGCUGCCUCAUGUGGUGAAUACACAACUACAAUAUGGAAAAAUUAAUCUUAUUUAAGAAAUGUCUGGGAUUUUAUAAAUUAAAAUGUUUCCCAUUUGUGCUUUUUAUGGUUCUGUUUCCGAAAGGGUUCAUAUAUCCGCCUGCUUUUGCUUUCUAUAGUUGGGCUUUUCUUAUUUUGCUUUAAGAUCUUGACUACUGUCUGAGGGUUGCACAGUGCUAGGCACCUGGUCUUGUUUGCUUUACACGUAUCAAUUGGAAGUGUUGCUUAAUAAAGUAAAUAGUUCUGUCAUUACUGUUGUGAACUGCAGUUGGCACCAUAAAUAAAACCGGUACUCUGCUCUAAAGUUUUGUUCAGAGAGCUGCUUGUACCCUAGAAUAAUUGUGCACUUUGCAGGCCCUGCUAGCAAUUUUUUUUAUUAGGAUUGCGCUUCAGAAAUGGUGCCUCCAAGUAGUCCUUUCAGUACACAAACUAUUUACUAGAUCUAACAACAAAAAAUAAGUUGCUAUUGGUUACGGCGGCACACCUUGUCCUGGAAUUUGGUCCCCGCCUACAGAACAAUCUGUGUUUUUGCGUCGUUUUUUCUUUUGAACCAUAUCCAAACAUAUCAAUGUGCCUAUUACUUGGCCUCCUUGGAAAAUCUUUGGACACGAGAUGAUUUUGUACCACAUUAAUUUUCAUAAACUGUAGUGAAGCAAUGUGGAGAACAGGUAUAGAGCCUGAGUUCCUUAAACCAUGCAAAAUGCUCAAGGGAAAGAUAUUCCUGCAAGACCAAGUUCAUGUUGAAGCUUGGUGGAUCUAGCCUGUUGCUUAAUUCUUGUAGUAAAUAUUUCAUCUUUCUAGUGUUUGUUUUUCUAUUAAAGCUAAGCUUGAAAUGAGUUGUAUUUUUCUUAAUUAACCCUUGAUUUGCUGUAUGCCUAGGAUGCAAUGAUCCCAGAGCUGUUCUCCUUGCUUGUGUUUAUACACUAACUUUUGUUGUUUUAAAAAGAGAAACUGUGUGAAACUUGGCACAAGUAAAUAAAUAUUACAUCCUUUUACAGGUGGUAACCACA
Messenger RNA from Acipenser ruthenus (sterlet), 4379 nucleotides. RefSeq names its product lysosome-associated membrane glycoprotein 1-like. The coding region runs from base 451 to 1695 and encodes 414 amino acids. Lineage: Eukaryota; Metazoa; Chordata; Actinopteri; Acipenseriformes; Acipenseridae. The transcript is spliced from 9 exons. Gene Ontology annotation, cellular component: membrane. The record is from RefSeq and is a predicted model, not a curated record.